Parnassius apollo (apollo) is the source of this 285-nucleotide messenger RNA. Lineage: Eukaryota; Metazoa; Arthropoda; Insecta; Lepidoptera; Papilionidae. The record is from the annotation of a GenBank genome assembly.
AUGAUUAAAAUCAACCAAGCUUUGGCUGACGCUAUUGGUGGUUCUCCUGUCGCCGUUGAAACUGUCAACCCACCAGCACAGUUAGUCAAGUAUGUCAGAAAGUACGAUAGCGGGGACUGGCAUGAUAGGCUGAGCGACUAUAAAAGCCUCGGGUGCAGCGACUUCUUCGACGACAGCGACGGGCUUAGGGAGGAUGGGCUUGUCGACAAUGAUAACAGGCAUGGGUUCGAUAGCUUCACUAAACACAUGAACGGGGUUGGGUGGCUCGGGAAGGGGAUGGAAUAG